Pangasianodon hypophthalmus (striped catfish) is the source of this 5119-nucleotide messenger RNA. It is a transcript of the gene ccar1, whose product is annotated as cell division cycle and apoptosis regulator 1. The transcript has 26 exons. The record is from RefSeq and is a predicted model, not a curated record. NCBI's taxonomy places the organism in Eukaryota, Metazoa, Chordata, Actinopteri, Siluriformes, Pangasiidae. Bases 343 to 4080 code for a protein of 1245 amino acids. Gene Ontology annotation, cellular component: nucleus. Gene Ontology annotation, biological process: regulation of DNA-templated transcription.
CGCACCAGCGCUCUGUCUCCGUGCAGUACCAGCGGUAAGCGGCUACGCUAAACACACUAUGGGGCAUUUUGGGCAGUAUUUGUUGUGCUUAUGAUAACACGCAACAUUCUGGACGGCAGACAUUAUUAUUUUGUUUGUUAAUUUGUGAAGAAUUCCUGUGGACUGAAUGUGCAGUAAUAGCCUCGAGCUAACUAGGCAUGCUAAUGAGUGGUGCUGAGUUAAAGAGCAGCUGAACAGAGAGCCCGGGGCUAACGCUAGCUCGCUGCAGGGUUGCUGACUGGACAUUUCUCACCACCGUGACAACAUUUGCUGCUGGUGCAUCAACACCGUAAGCCAUCCUCCAUGGCUCAGUUCGGGGGACAGAAGAACCCUCCAUGGGCGGCCCAGUUUGCUGCAACUGCGGUGUCUCAGCCCGGACAUUCUGCACAGUCCCUUGACUUGAACAGUUUGCACUCUUUAGGUGUUCAGCAGCCGUCUCUUUUAGGUGCCUCCCCCUCCAUGUACUCCCAGCAGUCAGCCUUGGCUGCAGCGUCCCUCAACACGCAGUCCGCUGCCAAUUACCAGAUUUCCCAGCAGACUGCGGCUCUCCAGCAGCAGGCAGCUGCAGCUGCCGCAGCUGCACUGCAACAGUCUCAGAUCAAUUCAGCCCUGCAGCAGUACCAGCAGCACCAGCAGCAACAGCAGCAGCAGCAGCAGCCACCUCAAGCUCCCCCACCACAGCCACCUCCUCAACAGACACUCUACAAUGUCCCACAUCAGCUUCCACAGCCUCAGCCUGCUCUGCUUUCACAGCCCCCUGUUGCUUUGCCAACCAGUAUGAGUUUGUCGAACCCACAGCAGACGGCACAGAUCACAGUUUCGUACCCGACCCCCCGCUCCAGCCAUCAGCAGCAGACUCAGCCACAAAAACAGCGUGUCUUCACUGGGGUUGUCAACAAGCUUCAUGAUACAUUCGGGUUUGUGGAUGAGGAUGUGUUCUUCCAGCUAAGUGCUGUAAAGGGAAAAACACCCCAAGUGGGUGACCGUGUUCUGGUGGAGGCCGUCUAUAAUCCCAACAUGCCCUUCAAAUGGAAUGCCCAGCGCAUACAGACUUUACCUCAGUUACCCAACCAAACGCACCAGGCGGCCCAGCCCUUACCUCAAGUUUCCCCACAGCUGUCCAGCUUUUACUCUGAUGCAGGAGUACAACGCUACACUGACAUACACACAGCGGUGGAUUCAAGACCAAAUAGCCAGCCUCCUGCUCCCAACAUGAUGAAGCCAGGCCCUUCCAUGAUUCAGUCUCUACCUCCACCCACCACUUUCAGUGUGCCGGCACAGGGUCCCCCUCCCUCACUGCUUCAGGCUCAGCUUUCAGCAGCCUCUCUUGCUCCGUUGCUCCAGAAUCCUCCUCAGCCUCUCCUUCCUCAGCCACCUCCAAAAGAUUCAGUCUUUUCGGGGGGGUUACUUCAGCCUCCGGUACGGAUGAUGCCCCAGCCCCAGCCUGUGAGACGCAUAGACCCCUCUCCUCGCUUUCCCAGCCGCAGUGAUCGACCAGAACUCAUUCUAAGGAAAGAAGACCGAAGUCGGGACAGAGACAGAGAGCGGAGGCGAUCCAGAGAGCGUUCGCCAACACGCAAGCGUUCAAGGGACCGGUCACCUCGAAGAGAUCGUUCUCCUAGACGUCCACGCAGAGUUGUACCUCGAUAUACUGUACAGUUCUCCAAGUUCUCCCUGGAUGGAUAUAACUGUGACAUGAUGGAGCUUCGACGGAGGUAUCAAAGUCUUUACAUCCCAAGUGACUUCUUUGAUGCUGUAUUCACCUGGGUGGAUGCCUUCUCCUUAUCACGACCAUUUACAUUUGGAAACUACUGUAACUUCCAUAUCAUGCAUAAAGAAGUGGACUCUUUAGUGAAGAACACAGCUGUACUGGACCCUCCUGAUGCCAAUCAUACCUACAGUGCUAAGGUGAUGCUGCUUGCAAACCCCAGUCUCGACGAACUGUAUCACAAGUCUUGUGCCUUGGCUGAUGAUCCGCAAGAGCUGAGGGACUCUUUCCAGCACCCAGCCCGCCUCAUUAAGUUCUUGGUUGGGAUGAGGGGCAAAGAUGAGGCCAUGGCAAUUGGUGGCCACUGGUCUCCAUCCCUGGAUGGAGCCGACCCAGAGAACGAUGCCUCAGUCCUUAUAAAAACAGCAAUACGUUGUUGUAAGGCUCUGACAGGCAUUGAUCUGAGUUUGUGUACCCAGUGGUAUCGUUUUGCAGAGAUUCGCUAUCACCGCCCUGAGGAGACUCACAAAGGGCGGACAGUUCCCGCACAUGUGGAGACAGUGGUUUUAUUUCUCCCGGAUGUUUGGCAUUGUCUUCCUACCCGCUCAGAGUGGGAAGGACUGUCCCGCGGACUCAAGGAGCAGCUGGCAGAGAAACUCUUGGCUGAACGGAAGGAGGCGGAUGGAGAACAGGAGGAAGAGGAGAAAGACGAAGACGAUUCAAAAGAGGUUACUACCCCCACUCACUGGUCUAAACUCGAUCCGAAAUCUAUGAAGGUGAAUGAUCUGCGUAAGGAGCUAGAGAACCGAUCUCUGAGCUCCAAAGGACUGAAGUCCCAGUUGAUAGCUCGGCUCACUAAGCAACUGAAGGUGGAGGAGCAAGUGGAGGAAUCUAAAGAGCCUGAGAAGGCUGAACCUACCAGUGUGGAGGAGGAGGAGCCCUGCAGAACCGAGGAAGAUCGUGAGGAAGAGGAACGUAAGCGACAAGAGGAGUUGGAGCGUCAGCGUAGGGAAAGGCGUUACGUUCUCCCAGAUGAACCCACAAUCAUUGUUCACCCCAACUGGGCAGCCAAGAACGGCAAAUUUGACUGCAGCAUCAUGUCUCUGAGUGUGCUAUUGGACUACAGGCUGGAGGACAAUAAAGAGCACUCCUUUGAGGUCUCAUUGUUUGCUGAACUUUUCAAUGAAAUGCUUCAACGAGAUUUUGGCUACAGGAUCUACAGAGCCCUUACUGCUCUCCCGAGUAAGGAUGAGAAAAAAGAAAAGAAAGAUAAGGCAAGGAAAGAUGCAGAGAGAAAAGAGGUGGACAGGAGGGAUAUAAAGAAGGAUAAAGAGGAUGAGAAUGCUGAGCCAGUCUCAAAAAGACCAAGAGAGGAGGAAGAUAAGAAGAGGGAUGAAGACAAGGAGAGGUCUUUGAAGAAAGAAGAAUCCAAAGAUGACGAUGAUAAUGAAGAUGAAAGCAGCAAUAACAAUGCUGACGAAUAUGAUCCCAUGGAGGCUGAGGACGCUGAUGAAUAUGACGAUGAAGAUAAAGAUGAUGAUGAUUCCAGCGGGAGGGAUAGGAGGGAUGACCGCCGCGAUGAUAGAAAAUCAAGAGAUAGAUCAUCUAAAGAUAAAGAUGACAAAAAGAAGCAGAUGAUCACACAUGACAAAGAUCUUCUGAUGGCAUUUGUGUACUUUGACCAAAGCCACUGUGGCUACCUACUGGAGAAGGACCUGGAGGAAAUUAUGUACACAUUGGGCUUGCAUCUCUCCAGAGCUCAGGUAAAGAAACUGUUGAGUAAGCCAUUAGUGAAGGAGUGCUGCUACUACCGAAAGUUAACGGACCGAGCCAAAGAUGAGCCCAACCCAGUCAGGACAGCUGAUUCUCAACUGGAGAACCCCUUGGGUAAUCGACCUCUGCUGCCCAGUCAGAAGACAAAGCGUGAGACAGAGGACAGUGACUCAGGCAGCCUUAUCGUUUAUAAUGGCGCUAUGGUAGAUGUGGGCAGCAUGCUACAGAAACUGGACAAGAGUGAGAAAGCCAGGGAGGAGAUUGAACAGAAACUCAUGCAGCAGGACACUAAAAUGGACGAAGAUGCAAAACACAUAUCAGAAAUGGAGUCGACUAACCGCAGUCUGAUGAGAGAACUGGAGCAGGUGAAAUCCAGCCUGAGAGAGACAGAAAAGAACCUCAGAGCAUGUGAACAGCAGAAGAGCAGCUACCAGCAGCAGCUUCGCAGCACUCUGACGAGCCUCAGCACAGUAAUGAAGGACCUGCAGAGUGUCUUACCUAAAGAUGAUCAUCCUGAAGAUGGUGACCAGAAAACUCAAACUAAUGGCUCAGAUGACUGAACUACCUUUGUGUGUGUGUCUGUGACCUGUUUAAACCUGUAAAUAAGCACUAAGCUCAUUUAAUUAGAAGUUGUUGGGUUUUUUUUUUUUUUUGUACAAAUUUUAACGACUGAGGAGGUCAUGCUAAUUUAGUUUUCUCCACAUCAUUUUUUUUUCAGACUUUCUACAUAAAUUAUGUUCAUUAAUUUCAUUCAGUAAAAGGCUUAUCCAGUUCAUUUGUGAUAUUUAAUUCUUGUUCUAAUAUGAUGUGUCAUUGAUUUCAGAGUUCUAGCAAAAUGUUUUGUUUUUUUUUUCCAGUUGCCAGUAAUCUUUUCUUUUCUCUCAAUGUUCUAUCAAUAUGCUUGGAGGUAUGAGUGGUUUAUCUAAGUUUAAUUAGCAAUAAUGAUGUUAUUUAUGUGUACAAAGUAUGUAGAACAGAAAGGGUUUAUUUCACAUUAGAACCUGGGUAGAAUUGUGUAUUGGAUGCCGGGCCAGGCUCAGGGUAGAUAUCUUUUUGUUGUACUGAUGCCACAGAUCACAUUUUUUGUGUAAUAUCUUUGCCAACACUUUGCUAACUUGCUGCUAUCCUGUUUGUUGGUACGCAUAUAUGCUGACGCAUGCAUAUUUGCUUAAUUCUGUAUGUUCUGUGAUCAUCUGGUAUCCUAUGCGGAUGGCACUAUGCAUGUGUCAUAUUUUUUAUUUUAUUUUAUUUUUUUUUUGUCAUUUCAAGGGUUAAUUCUGGCGCAAAAGCUCAGCUAUGUUUUUGAUAUAGUGGUUAUUGUAAUAAACUUGACUCUGGUUCUGUACACUUCAGAAGAAUCCUAAGUACUUUGCAGAAUAUUCCAGAAUUGUAAUUUGUGUGAAUGUGAAAAAUGUUUUCCCAUAUUAUUUUUCUCUGGUCAGUCGUCACAAUGGGUGGGUUAUAGGGAACGGAAAAGAGCCAAACUUAGUAACAAUGAGCCCAAAGCAACCAAGUGCAUAUUAUUUUUCUAAUCCAGAUGUACUAUCAUGGUUGUUCUGUGUAAAAAUAAAUUGGUUCAUUUUAACAUUUUAUUAUGCA